Messenger RNA from Zingiber officinale, 2116 nucleotides. Its product is annotated as probable bifunctional riboflavin biosynthesis protein RIBA 1, chloroplastic. Bases 229 to 1899 code for a protein of 556 amino acids. Gene Ontology annotation, biological process: riboflavin biosynthetic process. Gene Ontology annotation, molecular function: 3,4-dihydroxy-2-butanone-4-phosphate synthase activity; GTP cyclohydrolase II activity. The record is from RefSeq and is a predicted model, not a curated record. The transcript is spliced from 8 exons. Gene Ontology annotation, cellular component: chloroplast. NCBI's taxonomy places the organism in Eukaryota, Viridiplantae, Streptophyta, Magnoliopsida, Zingiberales, Zingiberaceae.
CUUCCUCGAGCUUCCUCCGAUCUCUCCAUAUCUAUCCAUCGCACUCCCUUCGUUCCUUAUCCGUUCCGACUUCCUCCCUUGUAUAUAAUGCUCCCUUGCACACCGAACGCACUCUCUUCCUCUCCCUCUCACGGGGAGUUUGCUAUUGCCGAUCUACUACCCGGACGCUGCCUCGCCGCCGGCGCUCGCCGAUCGAGUCUCUGAAGAAGGACUAGGUGGCAAUUGCGGAUGACUUCUCUUGCUUUUUCUUCAUCGCCCGUUGGACUUCGUUUCACUCGGGUGCAGUAUGGUACAAGAGCAUUGAGUUCUUUCAAAAAGAUCGUAGGGUUGAGUUGUGAUAAAGUUUCAGUAAAUUUGAUUCCCAAUGUGACAUCAAAUGGUUACAAGAGAACAAUAUGCUUUGCUUUAAAAGGAAAUGGUGCAUUUGUGACAAUACCAAACUCUAGUGAGGGCGAUGUAGAAUCAGCAGAUAGUGCUGUUAGUGAACAAGAUAAUGCACAUAACAGUUAUAUUCUUCAAGCUGAUGCAACAUCCAUCCAAACAGUUGUAGCUGAUAUUUCUCCAGUUCCGAAUGACUUUCCUAUCUACAAUGGAGAACUUGAUUUGGAUUGUCCUACAAAAGGAUUCUCCUCUAUUCCAGAGGCAAUUGAAGACAUUCGUCAAGGCAAGUUUGUGAUUGUUGUUGAUGAUGAAGAUAGAGAAAAUGAGGGAGAUCUCAUUAUGGCAGCAUCUUUGGUGACGCCAGAGGCCAUGGCUUUUAUUGUGAAACAUGGGACUGGAAUUGUCUGUGCGAGUAUGAAAGCUGAAGAUCUUGAAAGGUUAGAGCUUCCUCUCAUGGUAUCAAACAAAGAAAAUGAGGAGAAACUAUGCACAGCUUUCACCGUCUCAGUGGAUGCUAAAGAUGGUACAAGUACCGGUGUCUCUGCUACAGACAGAGCCAGGACAGUUACGAUGCUUGCUUCACCUGAUUCAAAAUCUAAAGAUUUCAACCGUCCAGGUCAUAUUUUCCCAUUGAGAUACAGGGAAGGUGGUGUUUUGAAAAGAGCUGGACAUACCGAAGCAUCACUUGAUCUGGCUGUAUUAGCUGGGUUACCUCCGGUUGGAGUUCUUUGUGAGAUUGUUGAUGAAAGUGAUGGUUCCAUGGCUCGGUUACCUAAACUACGUGAGUUUGCCAAGGAGGAGAACUUGAAGAUAAUUUCAAUUGCAGAUUUGAUCAGAUAUAGGAGGAAAAGGGAUAGGUUAGUUGAAUGUGCUUCUAUUGCACGCCUACCAUUGAAAUGGGGUUCUGUUCAGGCCUAUUGUUAUCGAUCACUUCUUGAUGGAAUGGAACAUAUUGCUAUGGUUAAAGGAGAUAUUGGAGAUGGCCACGAUAUCCUUGUAAGGGUGCAUUCUGAGUGCCUCACUGGUGACAUAUUUGGAUCUGCUAGGUGCGACUGUGGCAAUCAGCUUGCGCUAGCUAUGGAAAUGAUCGAAAAAGCUGGAAGGGGUGUGCUAGUUUACCUUCGUGGACAUGAAGGCAGGGGUAUCGGCCUUGGUCACAAACUUCGUGCUUACAAUUUACAGGAUGAUGGGCGUGACACUGUGGAAGCUAACGAGGAGCUAGGAUUACCCGUAGAUUCACGGGAAUACGGCAUUGGAGCGCAGAUUCUACAAGACCUCGGCGUUCGGACUAUGAAACUGAUGACGAACAACCCUUCCAAGUAUCAUGGACUCAAGGGCUACGGAUUGAGCAUUGCCGGCAAAGUUCCCCUGCUAACUCCAAUCACCAACGAAAAUAGAAGGUAUAUGGAAACAAAAAAGGAAAAAAUGGGGCAUAUAUAUGGAUCUGAUUUCAAUGGUCAUCUUUCUAGUUUCAUUGGAAGUGAUGCAACUGAUGAACAGCAGCAGGCUUCCUCCUAAUGUUGCAAGUAGAAGUUGAUUAAGCUUUAGUUGUUUACAACCUUGUUUUUUAUGGUCAAGUUUUUUUUUUAAUUUGAUGGAGCUCCACUGAGUUAAUGACUAUCUAAGCUGUUGUGCCAAAUAAAAAUAAAAACAAAAACAAAAACAAAGUUGGUUCUUAUGUAAUAAAAAUGGUAGCUUUAUUUUGCCAUAUAAUUGUAUUUUAUUGCUUUCCUUU